AUGCGGUUGUUCGCGAUAAUGGCAGCGCUGCUGCAAAUCGGUCUGUGCGGCCACGUGUCCAUCAGGAUGCCGUACUUGAACCCGGCCGGUGUGACCUACGUGAACGGUCUCGAGACGCAGGAUGCGGCCUUCACGUAUGCCUCCGACACGCCAUUGCACACGAUCGAGACGCAGCACGUUCAGUACGCAGCCCCGGUGAUCCCCGCCAAAGUCGAGACGCACCACGUCGGGUACGCGGCCGCUCAGGUGCCCGCGGUGGCCGCAGUACCAUUCGUCAAACAUAUACCGACGGUCUCGCAGGUGCCGGUCGCUACGAUAGAGGCCCAUCCCACUCUGGUGCAAAAGCAGCUCGACGUGGUGAAGCCCGCGGUCACGAGCCGCAAGAUUGAGGUGCGCCGUCCAGCGAUCCAGAAGCAAUUUUACGACAUCGAAGAGCGAGUUAUCGUUCGUCCAGCUGGGUCGGCCGUGGUGGAAUUAGACGAGCCGACGUCUAAACUGCAAAAGGGAUCAACUGUGGUUCAAACUUUGGAUUAUCCUCAAGUCCAUGGCGUUCACGCUCACGCUGACUUUAUCGCCGAUAACGCACCUACGGCCAUCCCUGUGGCCGCACCUGCUCAUAUUCCUGUCAUCUCUCACGCGACAUUAUCGCCUUUGUCUCUUCCCUCCCCAACGUCAGCACCGAAUGACCUCAGCGCCAACAACCUGGAGAAGGAGUCCGUCGUGAUUGAAAAUCCCGAUUUUCGUAAUGCCAUCAAUCGAGCGCGCCUUUCUCAGGUUCGUACUUCCGAGCCUCGUGUAAUUGCCGAGUCGAACGGUACGCCCUUGGACGCCUCUGCCACACGGUUCAUCGCUCAUGAUCCUUCCCCGAAUGUGAUACCCAGCCAAAAAAUCAGUACCGAGGAUGGUAAAAUUAACCAGAACCGACUCAUCGAUUUCUUGACUGCUCGUGGUGGUGUUGCAGAGGUGGGUUUCGGCCGCGAUGGAGCAGCUGGAGCGCCGAUCGGUGAUGCUGCGUACGUGCGAGCGCGCGUUCUAUCCGCCACACCAGCGCCGGAUCACGCGGAACCAGCCGGGGAACGCGUAUCUACUCGUCGCAUUGUCGUCAGCAGACCGAUCGAGACCUUUCAAGAGUACGACAUCGUAGAGCCCGCCACGAAGAUCGAGAGAGUCGCCGUGCAGCAUCCUGCAUUCAUCAAGACAGCUCGCGUGGAUCACGUGCAACUGCACGGUUCCGUACCGGUUGUCGGCAAGGCUCUCGCACCUGCGUUAGCGCACGCCGCGGUCCCGGUUUAUCAAAAAACGAUCUCUCCGGCGUACUAG
This is a messenger RNA of Dinoponera quadriceps, 1320 nucleotides long. RefSeq lists its product as uncharacterized. Bases 1 to 1320 code for a protein of 439 amino acids. The record is from RefSeq and is a predicted model, not a curated record. The transcript is spliced from 4 exons. Lineage: Eukaryota; Metazoa; Arthropoda; Insecta; Hymenoptera; Formicidae.